UUUGUUUACACUGAAUCAGAUUACCAGCUGAUUGAAAUACAAGCUUUUCAUGUUGGUUUUUUUAUAAAUCUAAUUUAGUUUAUCUAACUGUCAGUUUUUAUGCUAAUUGUCAUCCCAGUUAAUUUAGUAAAAAUCAGAUGCUAGUAUUGGUUUCCAUAACUUGUUAUUUUUAACCUCUGAAUCUCACAUUUCUUCCCAAUAUGGAUAACAAAAGAAAGGUUGAAGACGAUGAUGCACAUUCGACUAAAAGCAAGAAGACUGAAAUUGGAGCUCCUCAGGAUUGUGUGAAAAAACCACCAUUAGAAGCUUACACAAAACACAUGAUGUUGAUCAAGCAAUAUCUAUCGGAUAAAAAAGGAGAAGUUCAGAAACCUAAAAGUCGUACAAGUAAGGUUGUCACUGAUUUAGACGUUUUAAAAGCAAAUCAUAAAUUUCUUUGGGACGAUGAGGAUCAAACAGAUACUUGGGAAAAGCGUGUUGCUAGAAAAUAUUAUGAUAAACUAUUUAAGGAAUAUUGCAUUGCUGAUUUGAAACGAUACAAAGAAAAUAAAAUUGCUUUGAGGUGGAGAAUCGAAAAAGAAGUCAUCGAUGGAAAAGGACAGUUCAUUUGUGCUGACGUGAGUUGUACAGCGAAAGACUUGUUAAAAAGUUGGGAAGUAAAUUUCGCAUAUAUUGAACAUGGAGAGAAGAAAAAUGCGUUAGUUAAAAUAAGGUUAUGUCCGGACUGCUCUUAUAAAUUAAAUUAUCAUCACAAGAGAAAAGAAAUCAAGAAAAAUCGAAAAGAUGGGAAAAAUAAGUCUACUUACAAACAAGAGACUGAUAUUGAUUCUGAUGCAUCUGAUAUGGUUGGUCCAUCUAAUAGCUCAACGAAUAAGGAGUUCAACCCAGUGACAGUGAAAGAAGAAAAAGAUGAAGAUUUAGUUUGUAUUUGGAGUUCAAAUCAGCCUCAACCGAAUACCGAACCGGAGUCUAUAGAGACUGAGAUGGAUGAAUAUUUGUCAGAACUUUUCAUGUAAAUUUUGUAAAUUAAAUUUAAUAAUAUAUUCAACAUGAA
Tetranychus urticae (two-spotted spider mite) is the source of this 1054-nucleotide messenger RNA. RefSeq names its product protein FRA10AC1 homolog. Gene Ontology annotation, biological process: dephosphorylation. The record is from RefSeq and is a predicted model, not a curated record. Lineage: Eukaryota; Metazoa; Arthropoda; Arachnida; Trombidiformes; Tetranychidae. Gene Ontology annotation, molecular function: phosphatase activity.